GGAAGGCCCACUUCCCGCCAAACCUCCAUAAAAACCCUAAUAUUCCUUCCUCCUUAAACCCUUCAUCGUUUCUUAUCCCAUAUCGCAGCCGCCAUCGGAAAUUCUAAGCAACCUGCCACCUCCACCGGAAAGACAGCGACGAUGGACCCAAAAGCUGUAAAAUCUGACCUUGUCCUGAUCCUGGAUUAUGGGUCCCAAUAUACCCAUCUCAUCACCCGCCGAAUUCGUUCCCUCUCAGUCUUCUCUCUCUGCAUCUCCGGCACCUCUCCGCUCUCCACAAUCACCAGCCUUAACCCAAAAGUUGUUAUCCUCUCCGGAGGGCCACACUCCGUCCAUUCUCUGGAUUCCCCUUCAUUUCCUUCUGGCUUUAUCGAAUGGGUCUGCUCCAACGGAGUCUUCGUGCUGGGCAUCUGCUACGGGCUGCAGCUGCUUGUGCAGAGACUUGGGGGUGAAGUUAGAGUUGGGGAGAAGCAGGAAUACGGGAGGAUGGAGAUUGAGGUGGGGAAAAAUUCUGGUAUUUUUGGAGGUAAGAUGGUGGGGGAUAGGCAGAUUGUUUGGAUGAGCCACGGAGAUGAGGCAGCUCAGUUGCCCAAGGGGUUUGAAGUGGUGGCCAGGAGCCAGCAGGGAUCUGUUGCUGCAGUAGAGGAUAGGGAGAGGAGGUUUUAUGGGCUGCAAUAUCACCCGGAGGUGACUCAUUCACCAGAAGGGAUGGAGACCUUGAGAUAUUUCCUGUCUAAUAUUUGUGGAGUUAAUCCUGGUUGGAAGAUGGAAGACAUAUUGGAUGAAGAAAUUAAAGUGAUUAAAGGCACAGUUGGUACGGAUGAUCAUGUCAUCUGUGCAUUAUCAGGGGGUGUGGAUUCCACAGUUGCUGCAACUCUUGUUCACAAGGCAAUUGGAGAUAGGCUUCACUGUGUUUUUGUUGACAAUGGUUUGCUAAGGUAUAAGGAGAGAGAACGUGUAAUGGAAACAUUUGAAAGGGAUCUACAUCUACCUGUUACUUGUGUUGAUGCUAGAGAUCAAUUUCUUAGUAAGCUAAAAGGUGUUGUAGACCCUGAGAUGAAAAGGAAGAUAAUUGGGAAGGAGUUCAUUGCCAUUUUUGAUGCUUUUGCCCAAGAUUUGGGCAAUAAACUAGGAAAGAAACCUGCAUACCUUGUCCAAGGAACUCUGUAUCCAGAUGUGAUUGAAUCCUGUCCACCACCAGGAACUGGAAGAAAUCAUUCUCACACAAUUAAGAGCCACCAUAAUGUUGGAGGGCUUCCCAAAGACAUGAAAUUGAAGCUCAUUGAACCACUUAAACUUCUCUUCAAGGAUGAGGUUCGCAAACUUGGGAAGAUCUUGAAUGUUCCUGAGCCAUUUUUGAAGCGUCAUCCAUUUCCAGGACCUGGACUUGCAGUAAGGGUCUUGGGUGAUGUAACUGAAGGCAAUGCCUUGGAUAUCCUACGGCAGGUUGAUGAGAUUUUCAUCCAGUCAAUCAAGGAUGCUGGUUUAUACGAUUCAAUUUGGCAAGCUUUUGCUGUAUUUUUGCCAGUAAAAUCAGUUGGAGUUCAAGGUGAUCAAAGAACACAUUCUCAUGUUGUUGCUCUUCGAGCUGUCACAAGCCAAGAUGGAAUGACAGCAGAUUGGUACAAUUUUGAACACAAAUUUCUUGAUGAUGUGGCCCGAAAAAUUUGCAAUAGCGUUCGCGGUGUAAAUCGUGUUGUUCAAGACAUAACAUCAAAACCUCCAUCAACAAUUGAGUGGGAGUGAUGCCAUGCUAGAGAUGGUAAAACCCCUGUGGUUCUUUGGAGUGAAGGCAAUGUAUUCAUCAACAAUGUGUUUUCUCUGCUUCAAAUGCAGUGAGGUUGGCAAGAAGGAAAAUGGGUCUAGCAGGGGUUCAUGAACGUGGACCUUAAGGAUUCUGCAGUCAUUUUUAUAUUACCUAUUUCUUACAGAGGUAAUAUUUUUUGUGGGAUGAUAUUGUAAACAUUUUAGUUGAAAGCUUGAUGAUUAUAAUUUAUUAUCCUUAAUCUGACAGUGUUUAUUAUUUACAAUAUGCUCUAGUUUUAGAACCAAUAUGAAGAAAACAUGUGAAUGCAUGUCUAGCAGGCUUGCUAGCUUUUCUGUUUCAGGUUGAAGACUGUAUGAGGAGUGAAUUGUUAUGCUUGCAUAUUUGACAAUAAUACAAUAAUUCAUAUUUA
This is a messenger RNA of Rubroshorea leprosula, 2177 nucleotides long. The record is from the annotation of a GenBank genome assembly. Lineage: Eukaryota; Viridiplantae; Streptophyta; Magnoliopsida; Malvales; Dipterocarpaceae.